AUGCCAGCUGUUCUCAGCUUCUCAGGUUUCAUUAUAAAAAGGGUCAUGGUUCCCCGCAUCAGUAUCACCAAGCAAACUGAUCACUUCAGAGGAACGAGAAGUCUACUACGUACGCGCUCUUCGGCACCUCUACCGCUGAUUUCCUCGCCUCUUCAACCGUCCAAGCUACGGCCGCGAUUAGCCGCGGUGCUUAGAGCUUCCCCACACUUCAAACCACAUAGCUCCCGUUCCACGACAAACAACAAUAUUCUCGCCAUGGCUACUGCAACCAAUAUCCAUCUGGACCCCUUGAAGGAUGUCGGUGUCUACAGCUCUGGUAUUCGGGAAGAUGCUGCUCGUGUCACCAGUAAGGUCUUACAAGAAGAUAUGGAGAGACAUCAUGUGUUCUUCAAUGAUGAAGGAUUUCAUAACCAUAUCGUUCAUGGCGUUUUGACUCUCUAUGCACUCGGUGCAUCCUCUGACAAUAUUGUGGCCCAUUAUGAGAGAAACAAGAGCUACCAAAGACCAGCAUACCCUAUCGACAAGGGGAUUGUCCAAACUAUGCAUGAUAGUGUGAAUUUCCAAAGCUACCUCGGAAAGGCAAAGCAGUAUUCGAAUUUUCUCUCUUUUUUCCAAACCGCCAUCGACACCAAGGGAGUCGACUUAGUCCUCGAGGAGUAUAUUUUUGCUGGCGAUGACCGCGCCGAGACCAUGUUGUGCCGACUAUUUGGAGGCCUCGUACACCCGCUCAUCCACCUCGGCUUUGGUCUAGAAUUCAACCAACCUGCCAUUGUGGCACAGGCCCUAGCACAGGCGGCUGUCCAUGAUGACUGGAUGGGCCGCGAAUAUUUUCUCCCGGCGGAGAAAAUGGCCGGUGAAAUCGGAAAGCCCGGCCAGAAGUCACUUCUUCAACUCCUGAAUGAGAUCCAAAGAGAUAAUACUCUGAAAAGCUCUGUCAAGUUCUCUGAUAGCAACAAAUUUCGGGAUGGAGUACUACACCGUGCGCCGAAGGAGAUGCUGCAAUAUGCUGCCCAGUAUACUGUGUCGGAAGAACAGAUACCAGAGAGAGUGGCGGAUAUGAUAAACACUGUCGUGCACUAUACGAGCGCCGCACAGCGCCGCGACAAAGAAGUUAAGAUAGACUUUUUCUUCAUCCACAAUCUUAACUCCUCAAUCUUCUUCUCCACUCUUAUGGACCUCCCGCUCCUCGGCCAGAAAUCAAAAUGCCGACUACUUGAGUGGAAGGGCCGCCUCGAUCUAUUGACAUAUGUCUCUCGCAAUUCCCCAGACCUACUCUUAGAGGAGGUCACGAAUUAUCCAGCAAAGCAAGACUGGGAGGCUGUUAUAUCGCAAAGCGUGGCACAUCCUCAUGAUGAUGGACAUCUGGUCAAGCUUGUGCGGGCUGUGGCGCAUGGUCAGAAUGUGUGCCGGCCAUUUGAGAAGAAGGCUGCCAUGCCAAUAUCUGGGGAUAUGUGGCUCAAGAUUGGAAAUAUGGCUGUGGAUUCCACUGAUGGGUGUGGUACGAAUGGAGCCAUGUGGAUCCGCUCAACAGGCUUUGAUGAAGCGUGGGUGGAUAUAUCAGGACGAGCGCGGUUAUAG
Penicillium verhagenii is the source of this 1578-nucleotide messenger RNA. RefSeq names its product questin oxidase family protein. The record is from RefSeq and is a predicted model, not a curated record. Lineage: Eukaryota; Fungi; Ascomycota; Eurotiomycetes; Eurotiales; Aspergillaceae. Gene Ontology annotation, molecular function: oxidoreductase activity. The coding region runs from base 1 to 1578 and encodes 525 amino acids. The transcript has 6 exons.